Messenger RNA from Bradysia coprophila, 782 nucleotides. RefSeq lists its product as uncharacterized. Lineage: Eukaryota; Metazoa; Arthropoda; Insecta; Diptera; Sciaridae. The record is from RefSeq and is a predicted model, not a curated record.
CCACCUUUAUUACCACCUAAGGAUAAUAGCAAACGUAACUUUGUGUUGAGCGAGUUUGGACCGCCAGUUGUUUUUAUAUUUUGAUAAAAUUUACACUACAAAAAAAUGAAUCUGAACGAUUCGUUCGAAGAUCUUAUUGAGUACGAUCCAGGAUCUUGCUCUGAUAAAGAAAAUGAAGUGACCGAAGUGACGAUAAAAACGGACACGGAAAAACAGCCGAAACCUACAAGUGAACAAUUCAGAAAAAUGUCAUCGUUUGCCAAAGAACACAAUGUUGAAGAAAUUGAUAAGACCACGUACGACAUGCUAUGGAACGAUUUAGCUGCUAAACUGAAUGACGUUGGUCCGCCUGCGCACACAACAAGUGCAUGGAGACGAAUCUGGUCGCUUCAGAAGUACAAUAACAAACGGAAACGAUUGACAGAGCCCGAUUUUCAAGUGCAACCAGUGAAACCCAUUACAGUUCUUUCGGGUGAACCUGUGGCGUGCACAUCUGUUGAUCAGCGAUCAGUAGAAAUUUCUAACAAACUGGACGUUGUUAUUUCGAAUCAAACUGAUAUGUCGGUAAAAAUCGAUACCAUUAUAAAAAAUCAGGACAAAAUGAUUACGAAUCACCAAAAUAUGAUUCGAGAACUACAGAUAUCGAAUCGACUUUUGCAAGAGAUUGCUAUCAAACCGUUCUAAGGCUUAUCGAAAUUUUAUUGUUUGUAUUCAAUUUGUUUAAAUGAAGUGGAGAAAAUUACAUUCCUUUGAAUACCGUCAAUUUAUAUUUGGAAGAUUUU